UUGCAACCCGCAGAUGUAGCAGCACUUUUCCCCUUAAAGUGUGCCUGGAAGCAAAGUGUCCUUCGAUGGAGGCGAGAUCACCCAGCACAGGCUUUGACGAAAACCGAUUUUGUGCCUAUUCUGAAAGCAGCGAUUGAUGUGUCUUUGAAACCCACUACUAUUAAAAAUGGGUUCAAAGCUUGCGGUCUCUUACCAUGGAAUCCUGACGCUUUGGAUUAUACAAAGUGCUUAGGCAAUUCCAAGGGAAAAGAAAUAAGCCAACCUCACUGUUUAGUUACAUUCAGGGACUCCUACGCUAUGGAGAACUCUGCUCUCAUAUUAUGUUUGAUCCUUACGCUACUUGGCCGAAGUUAUGGCAACAACGAAGGCUUGUCUUCAUUUCAAUUACUCGCGCGUCUGUCAUUUCCUACGGUAGAAACUAAACCAUUCAAUAUGCCCGGGACUAAAGAGAUCGACCCAAAACACAGUUACGCAGAUGAGAAAUUCGAAAGACUAAUGGAAUAUACUAGUUACAUGAACAGCAGAAUAAAGGAGCCUCAUAAUCCUACUGAACGCCGUGAGAUAUUGGAAACCACGCAGAAGAAACUAUUCGAUUUCAUAGACACCCAUAUAAAGGAUUUAAAGCGUCUGCUGUUUGAAACGGACAUGGCUUUGAUGUCCAUGGUGUUAUUGAAACUGAAUAAAAAGAUGGACACCUCUGAGGCUAAAAUUAAGUCCACUCAAGCGAAAAUACCAUUUGGAUUGUAUACUAGCCCUGAGUUCAAAUGUCUCGGAACAUCGUAUUACAUAGCAUCGCCUCACAACCAAGAAGAUGUCCAAAUGAUUCUGUCCAGUGAGAGGAAACCUCACUGCUACACAUUUAGAGGUGCAUUCGCAUUUACCGGUUUCUACCAUCGACACUCCGAAACAACAUAUGUAGGUCCACACGCAGAACAAUUUCAAGCAAAAGAUCCCAGCCAGGGUCUAUACUGCCAUUCUGACGAUAAUUGGAGCGACGCUCAAUGUAUUUACAAGAUUAAUCCAAGGGAAGAGUUUCCCGAAUCGGUGGAAUAUGAACCAAAGGUGUCCUACUGGUGUGGACCCUACAGAUAUUUCAUACCAGCGACAACGGACAUCAGAUGCAUCUUCUCAAUAUUUUCAAUGAAUUUCAUACUACGAUUCGGAUACGACGGCGUUACGUACAAGAGUUCAGACCUGACGUUUAUGUAUCAAAACGGCCAAGUUUUCUACACAGACGAACCCUGGGCCGGCAUGUCAUGUUGGAACUGGGCCUGCAAGUGGAGACACAAUCAGAAUCAACGCUCCAACGAAUUCUUUGUUAAUUAA
Messenger RNA from Danaus chrysippus (African queen), 1326 nucleotides. Lineage: Eukaryota; Metazoa; Arthropoda; Insecta; Lepidoptera; Nymphalidae. The record is from the annotation of a GenBank genome assembly.